AUGACAAACAACAGCCAGCCUCCUCUUCCUGUCCCGCAGGUACCCAUCAGGGAAGCAGACAAGCAGCUCUUCGCAUCCAUCAACUCAUUCGUCUACGAGUACAUGUCAAAAUACGACAACUCCCACGACUACCAACACAUUCUACGUGUCUUGUCCAAUACCAACCGAAUACUGCAGGCCGAGCUGAAAGCCAACCCCUCGGUCGCCUACGAUACCACGCCACUGUUUCUGGCUGCCCUUUUGCAUGAUGUGGGCGACCACAAGUAUGCGAAGCCAGGUGAAGACGCCGAGAACCAGAUUGCCAACACGCUGCUUCAGCAUAGCGCAUCCAGCGAGCUAGCCACAAAGGUCCAGGCCAUUGUCAAGAAUCUGUCGUAUUCUCACGAAGUCCGCGAUCCCGCCCGUGUGGCCUCGGCGAUGGCGCAGCACCCCGAGCUAGCCAUCGUGCAAGACGCUGAUCGCCUCGAUGCCAUUGGCGCGGUGGGAAUAGCACGUUGCUUCUCUUUUGGUGCAGCAAAGAUGCCAGAACAGCCCAUGGACAGGGCCAUCAGCCACUUUGAGGAAAAGCUGUACAAUCUUGCAGGAAUGAUGAAGACGGCUGCCGGCAAAGACAUGGCAAGCAGAAGACACAAGGUGCUUGAGGAAUUUGCCAAGGAGUGGAAAGGGGAGACUGAGUUGAGUUUGGAGCUGCAGUGACGGGAAGAGACGCAGGGAUAGCAGAUCUGUUACCUUGAGGGACCAAAGAUGGAAUUGGCUCGGAAGCCAUUCCGUGCCUCACAUCCAAUAGCUCGACUGCGGCAUCUUC
Exserohilum turcica Et28A is the source of this 805-nucleotide messenger RNA. RefSeq lists its product as uncharacterized. The record is from RefSeq and is a predicted model, not a curated record. The coding region runs from base 1 to 696 and encodes 231 amino acids. NCBI's taxonomy places the organism in Eukaryota, Fungi, Ascomycota, Dothideomycetes, Pleosporales, Pleosporaceae. The transcript has a single exon.